Messenger RNA from Cryptosporidium ubiquitum, 948 nucleotides. Its product is annotated as Mov34 MPN PAD-1 family proteasome regulatory subunit. Gene Ontology annotation, cellular component: proteasome regulatory particle, lid subcomplex. The coding region runs from base 1 to 948 and encodes 315 amino acids. The transcript has a single exon. Gene Ontology annotation, molecular function: proteasome binding; metallopeptidase activity; protein binding. The record is from RefSeq and is a predicted model, not a curated record. Gene Ontology annotation, biological process: proteasome-mediated ubiquitin-dependent protein catabolic process; protein deubiquitination. Lineage: Eukaryota; Apicomplexa; Conoidasida; Eucoccidiorida; Cryptosporidiidae.
AUGUCAGGAUUUCCAUCUAAUUUGCGUAGUAUGUUGGGUAAUUUGCAUGGGUUUGGAGGUUUAAUGGCACAGGAUCCGGACGCUCCAAUACCAGAUACAUCAGAACAGGUAUAUAUAUCGUCACUGGCUUUAUUAAAAAUGCUGAAGCAUGGAAGAGCUGGGGUACCUAUGGAAGUAAUGGGACUUUUGUUAGGAGAAUUCAUUGACGAUUACUCAGUACGUGUGGUGGAUGUAUUUUCAAUGCCUCAAUCAGGUAAUAGUGUAAGUGUAGAAGCAGUAGACCCGGUUUAUCAGACAGAUAUGUUGGAAAUGUUAAAGAGAGUUGGAAGGUCUGAGUUAGUUGUGGGAUGGUAUCAUUCCCAUCCAGGUUUUGGAUGCUGGUUUUCAGGUACAGAUGUAAGUACUCAGCAAAGUUUUGAGCAGUUGAAUCCAAGAGCUGUAGGUAUUGUUGUAGACCCGAUUCAGUCUGUAAAGGGGAAAGUUGUGAUUGACUGUUUUAGACUGAUUAGUCCUCAGUCAGUAAUUGCAGGCCAGGAGCCUAGACAAACAACUUCUAAUAUAGGGCACCUUCAAAAACCUUCAAUAACGGCUUUAGUUCAUGGACUCAACCGAAACUACUACUCUAUUGCUAUUAGAUAUAGAAAAAACCUUUUGGAACAGAAGAUGCUUCUGAAUCUUCACAAACCUACAUGGAACGAACCACUAAGAUGCGAAAAGGAAGAGAACUUUAACGAAAGGACAAACAAGAUGAUCAAGAGAAUUUGCGAAACUAGCAAGCAGUAUCAUGAAUCUACCAAGCUUGGGCUUUCAAAGACCCCCAAGGAACUUGAACUAGAGAAUUUCGGUAAGAUAGAUGCUAAAAAGAGGUUGAAUGCUGACGUUGAAACCGUGUUGACUGACAACAUUCUCCAGAUUCUUAAAUCAAACAUCGCCUCUUCUGUAUUUUAA